Molecule: messenger RNA, 429 nt
Organism: Colletotrichum spaethianum
Lineage: Eukaryota; Fungi; Ascomycota; Sordariomycetes; Glomerellales; Glomerellaceae
Exons: 2
Coding region: 1-429 (142 amino acids)
Source: RefSeq, a predicted model, not a curated record
AUGCUUACACGACGAACAGCCUACUAUGCCAGAACCAAGGGCCGGACGCAGGAAAUCCCCCCCGACGGCAGCCGGACUCCCCUCUCGGCCUCCGGCGCCCGGUCGCCGCUGCCGCCCCGGGCACCCCUCGCCCAACAAGUCUCAUCACGCUCCCUGCCCGACCUGAGCGCCGACGUCCGCGCCGCCCUCUCGGCGCCCAAGCACGACGACGUCACAUACCGCCACAGCAUCUGGACCCGCUGCCGGUGCUGCGGCCCCGGGCGCGGCCCCUUGGCGCUGCUGCGCCGCGUCGUCCUUGUCCCGCUCGCCGACGCCCUGCAGUUUCUCGAGGAGGCCUCCGUGUCCGUGCCGCCCAUUAUCCCCGCGCUGCUGGCCGCGCUGUUCCUGAUGGUGGCGCUGCCGCUGCUGAUUGCGUGGGACUAUUUGUGA